Molecule: messenger RNA, 1968 nt
Organism: Cylindrotheca closterium
Lineage: Eukaryota; Bacillariophyta; Bacillariophyceae; Bacillariales; Bacillariaceae
Source: the annotation of a GenBank genome assembly
AUGAGAUCAAGUCAAUCGAAAGCAACACUAAGGCCGACGGUUCUCGUACUUCUAACACUUCUUACAGCUGCUCUGGCAACAGCACCUGGAGGUUUUGAAUCCUCAUCAAGAGAACUAGUCACGGCCGCAUCUGCCAAUGACCGAAGAGCUAGAAUUGGAUACGUACGAAGCUCCCUGUGCGAUCGGUUUCACUAUGUUACGAAAGGGAAGCGAGCAAAGGACUUUGGGAGAUGGGUCAAAACCCAAGGCGGAGAGCCAAGAAUAUUCUCGAUGCAUGGUGGCGACGUGAACUUUGACGCGGGUGAUCUCGAAAAACUGGAGCUGGAGAACGAUUUAGUCUUCGUCAAGAGGAGGAAAGACGAUCCAUUCCUAUCAGAUCGUAUGAAUCUGAACUUCCACCAUGAUUCAGGUCGAUCCUUGUCGUUUUAUGAUGGCGAUACUCGACCGUUGAUAGAAAAGCCUGCUACUCCAUUUGAACUGUAUCUUCGAGCAGUGAAACUUUCGCUGGUCUUUGGACCAUUGAUGUCGACUGCUUUCAUUGCGACUAUUUCGAAGAAGUUCCGAAACGACAUUUGGUACAAGUGGCUCGCAAGGUGCCUCGCUUCAAGCGGGGCUGCUUUCAUCAAAUGGGGCCAAUGGGCUGCAACGCGCUCCGACAUGUUUUCACAAGAACUUUGCGACGCACUAAGCUCAUUACACAGCUCAGCGCCAUCUCAUUCGUGGAAUUUUACGCAAACUCAAGUUGAAUCUAGUUUGGAUAUUCCAGAGGGAGGCCUCCUCGAAGUGUUUGAUACAUUUGAUCCCGAGCCAAUUGCAUCUGGUUCCAUCGCUCAAGUUCACAAGGCGCGUCUUCAUAAUGGAGGAUUGGUUGCAGUGAAAGUCAGACAUCCAAGUGUCGCCAGAUUAAUCGACAUGGACUUUCGUCUGAUGGAGAUGCUUGGCUCGGUGGUGGAGAGUAUCCCUGGACUGAAAUGGUUAAAUGUUAAGGAUUCAGUAUCGCAGUUCAGUCACACUAUGGCAGCACAAGCGCACUUGAAUGUCGAAGCACACCAUUUGGAAGUAUUGAAUCAUAACUUUGGGUCAUGGAAGAACGUUCAGUUCCCGAAGCCUUUCUUUGCGUCUUCGGCAAUGAUCAUGGAGACAUUCGAAACUGGACGAGUCUGUACUGAUGUCUUGGACGAGUUUGACGAAGAGGCUUCAAGUCGUGGUAUGCCUGGUAAAGGUCAUGACCUGAUCCCAUUGAACAUGGCCGAGUCUCUUGUAACAAAUGGUGUGUCGAUGUAUUUGAAGAUGUUGCUUGUCGACAAUGUUAUGCAUGCCGACUUGCAUCCAGGCAAUAUUAUGAUUGAUGUCAUGCAAUCGAAGAACCAAGACAUAGAGGAUGCAAAGAUCCGGAUUACACUUGUAGAUGCUGGCAUGGUCGCACAACUGACAGAAGAAGAAAGUUCUACCUUCAUUGGUUUGCUGACAACCAUUGGUGAGGGUAACGGAGAAGCUGCGGCGGAAUUCGCUUUGCAGUUUUCUAUUGACAACGACUUAAGCGAAGAGGAGAAGAAACUUUUCAAAGAAGACAUGCGUGUUUUGUUUGAUAAGUGUUGCAAAGGCUACGGAACGGGCGUAGAUGUCGGUGAAGUAUUACGAGGAGUUCUGGGAUUGAUUCGGGACCACCAUGUCCGGAUAGACUCCAACUAUGCAACUUUGGUCGUCAACGUUUUGUGCGUUGAAUCCUUGGCAAAACGGGUUUGUCCAACAUACAACGCUUUGGACGCCUCCAAGCCGCUGCUCCAACAAUACCGAAAGCUUUGCUUUGACGAUGAUGGAUACACACCGCGAAAGAACGGAUCAUACCACAAGAAAAUAAAAAAGAUGAUGGCUUUUGUUCUCAACCGAGAUAAGAAAAGUCAAGAUGCUGCCUUCUUCAAGAAUAUUGCGAAGCAACGUCGCCGUGAUCAAUUGCUGGGCGCUUAG